Messenger RNA from Halteromyces radiatus, 5133 nucleotides. RefSeq lists its product as uncharacterized. Gene Ontology annotation, biological process: actin filament bundle assembly; barbed-end actin filament capping; mitotic actomyosin contractile ring assembly. Gene Ontology annotation, cellular component: mating projection tip; cell division site. Gene Ontology annotation, molecular function: actin binding; small GTPase binding. The transcript is spliced from 14 exons. The record is from RefSeq and is a predicted model, not a curated record. NCBI's taxonomy places the organism in Eukaryota, Fungi, Mucoromycota, Mucoromycetes, Mucorales, Cunninghamellaceae. The coding region runs from base 160 to 4896 and encodes 1578 amino acids.
UAUAUUUAUUCAUAUCAGCUUAAUUAACUCUUUCCAUUCCUUUUAUUCUAUUCCCUUUUCCUCUAUUAUAUUACAUAUAUUAUAUCUUCAUUUAGUACAUAUAUACGCACGUCUUUUUUUUAUUUUUAUUUUUAUUAUCUUUUUAAUAUAUCGGUAGUGAUGGAUAUGUUUGUACGUGGAAAGUCGAAACCCAAACGACGUCCUGAACUAUCAACACCAAUCAUCUCCACUCCUAUACCCCAACGAUCUUCCAGUCAUAGUUCUCAUUCUCCAACUGGUCAUAGUCCUCCUUUUACAAAUACAAAUAGUGGUUAUACUUCUAUUGCUUCAACUAAUACUGAAGACUAUUUCUCUGGACGUGGUGAUGGAUCCUCUAUACGAAGUUCUCAAUCAUCAGCUACUUAUUCCCUACCAAGUAAUGAUAACGAUACCAUGAAUACUCAUCCUGAUAAAUUGACUGAUACUGAAAUACAAGAUCUUUUUGAAAAAAUGCUGACAAGAAGAGGGAUUCAUGAUCCUACAGCAAGAAAUGUUAUGAUUGGCUUCACUAUGGAAAAGAAACGAUUGAUGGUAACUCAAGAUAUACAAGCUGAAGCUGUCAAUGCUUCUAAUAUCCCUUCUGCAACUAUAUCUACAAGACGUACCGCAGAUCGAAAUAAGGAGGUGGAAAAUAGUCCUGAAUAUUUUGUCAAGAAAUUAUCAGAAAAAGUCAUUAGUGGGAAAGUGAUUGGUCAUUUAGCUGUUGGUUUACGUACAAUGCCUCUUAGUUGGGUUAGACAAUUUAUUGAAAUGCGUGGUUUACAACUUGUUACAGAAUCAUUAACCAAUUUGAAUAGUAUCAAACAAAAACGAGAUCUAGAAAUUCAAAUUGAAGGUGAUAUACUGAAAUGUUUCAAGGCAUUAUUAAAUAACAGGGUUGGUGCCAAGGAAGCCAUCAAACAUCCUCCUUGUAUUCAACAAAUUGUUAAUUGUAUUGUCUCUCCCUCUAUCAUCACUCGUCGAUUGGUAUGUGAAGUUUUGGUCUUUCUUUGUUAUUUUCAAGUACCAUUAGGUCAAGAAAUGGUUCUUAAGGCUAUGGAUCGUAUGCGUGAUUCAACAAGAGGAUUGGGUCGAUUUGAUUUGUGGCUACGAGAAUUGGAUAUUUCUUUGGGUGGUCGUGGACGUAUGGGUAGUAUGGUCGGUGCAAGCGAUGACUUUAAGCGCUUAGGUUCUCAUGGUAGUGCAGCUGAUAGUCAAUUAGCUGAAUACGCUCUAUACAACAUGAUCUUUGUCAAUGCAAUCAUCAAUGUGGUAGAUGAUACCGAAGUUCGAAUUCAUUUACGAAAUCAACUCAAUGCAUCUGGAUUGGAAAGAGUGAUGGAAAAGAUGGCUGAACUUGGCAGUGAACAUGUGGAUCGACAAAUUCAAGAGUACAAGAAUUGGUCUGAAAAUGAUCAUGAUGAUAUUAUGGAAAUAUAUCAUGAAAAAGUACUUCGAAAUAUGAAUGAUCCAAGGGAUGUAUUUGAAUGUGUAUUAUCAAGUGUAGAAGGCUCUCGUGGAUAUGACUUUUUUCUCAGUUGUCUUCAACAUAUGUUAUUGAUUCAAGAAGAACAUGGUCUCAAAUCAAGAUAUUUUCAAAUCAUUGACAAUUUGGUGACUCAAGUAGUACUGGAUCAUAAAGGCUUGGUGGAAGAUUUCUCAGCUUCUUAUGGAACUUCUGUACGACAUUUAGUGGACAAGUUUGCAGAUCAAGAUCAAUUACAAGCUACAUUGGAAGAAAUACGAACAUUACAAGAGAUGUAUGAUGAAGUUGUCAAGGAAAGAGAUGAUCUUAAAGUUCAACUUUCUCAAGGAAGUGGUAAUGAUGCAACGCAAGUAACUCAGCUCAAGGAAAAAACAGCAUCUUUGGAAGAUCUUCUUCGGAUGUCACGUCACACCAUUUCAACACUACAAGGGAAACUCCGGGAUUUACAACAGGAUUAUGAACGAAACUUGGAAAAGGCUCAAUCCCAACUCGAUACUUUUUAUAAAGCAGUGGAUGAUAUGGACGAAGCGGAUGGCAAGGAUGAAAUUGUACUGAAUAGAAAGGAUUUAGCUAAAGCUGUUGGUCGUAUUCGUGCUCAAGAAAGUUUAGAAGGGCGUCAAAAUCGUGAAGUGGAAAAUACCAAAGACAAGGAAUCGGAUGCAAACUCUUACAAAUCUAUGGCAAUGGGACUCUCUGAAGAAUUCAAAUCUCAAUUAGCGAUGCAAUUUGGUUCAAGUACCAGUUUAAAUGAUUUCGUUUUACCAGGCACUCUACCUUUGAUGGGAUCUGCUCAACGUCGACCAAAACCUUUACGGCGUCAACUUCAUAACGAUGAAUUUAGAAAAUCACUAGCUUCAACUCUGUCAUCUGUGGAUACAUCUACUUCAUCUCGUGAUAGUCAAGCGGAGAAAAAUGGAAUAUCACCUUUAGUUUCACCAAAUUCACCAAUACAGUCAAUAGCUGACACAACAAAUGUAGCUGGUUCAAUAGAUUCAACAGAAAAGGAAGUCAGGCAUACAUCACUGGAUGAAGUACAGAUGAUCUCAGCAAAUACCACACCCAGUUCAGCCAGAUUAUCGACGACAACAACAACAGCAACAACAACAACAGCAGCAGCAGCAGCAACAACAGCAGCAGCAACAACAGCGGAAGCAACAACAGCGGAAGCAACAACAACAAUAACAACAACAACAAAAGCUGUUAUUGAUGAUACAGCACUUCCAUCUCUAUCGCCAUCAUCACCAGUUAAUAAGACAACUGAACUUGGAAACGAUACCAAUCACUCCACUGGAUCUCUUGGAGUUUCAACAUCAUCUUCGUCAUCAUCGCCACCGCCAACGUUUUCUCCUGCUACCGUGAAUCAAAAUACGAAUUCUGAAUCUAUUCCACCGCCACCACCACCACCUCCUCCUCCUUUAACCAUGGUUCAAUCUACAAAUUCGACUGAAUUCAUUCCAUUACCGCCGCCACCACCACAUCCGAUGAUCAAUCAAACUACAAUUCUGACUGAAUCCAUUUCGCCACCCCCACCUUCUCCUCCUACAACGAAUCAAAAUUCGAAUUCUACUGGAUCAAUUCCGUUGCCACCACCACCACCGCCACCAUCAGCUGGUCUUGGGACAUCAAACGGUCCGUCUUCAUUCACUGCAGCCAUUAAACGACAAGCUAAGAACAAUGAAGUUAGAAAGUCUUUUGUACCACCAUCCAACAGAAAAUCAUCCAUCUCGAUCGAUAUAUCCAAAGGAAAUGAUCCGACUCCUUCUCCUCCUCCACUUCCACCUGUUGCAGCUCCUCCACUCAACGUUAUGACAAGGAAACCAGUCAACCACCUUCCCAAUGUCAAGACACGCGCUCUUCAAUGGCAAAAGAUCAAUAUGCAACAAAUCAAAUCUACUAUUUGGGAAUCUACACAAGAUAUCGAAAAAGGAUGGGAAUCGAAAAUGGAUUCUGAAGGUUUGUUUGAUAUGAUGGAGGAAUUAUUUGCUCAAAAGGUGAUUCCAAAACCCAAGAAACAAAUGCGUGAAAAGAAACAAGAAAUCAAUAUCAUCGAUUCCCGCAAGGCAUAUAAUAUCAAUAUUGCAAUCUUGGCGAAAUGCAAGCAUAUACCCUUCGACGAAAUCAAACGAAAAAUAUUGGCUGUUGAUGAGAAGUUUUGUACCGAAAUUCUAUUACGUAACUUGCAACUCAAUGCACCAACACCUGAAGAAAUGGGGAAAUUGUCCGUCUUCCUCAAAACUGCUUCUGAAGACGAUCUACAAAACUUAUCAAAACCCGAUGCUUUUUGUGCCGAGAUUAUAUCCAUUGAUCGAUUCAAAGAACGUAUUGAUUGUAUGCUGUUCAAGGUGACUUUUCCAGAACGGAUUACUCAAUUAGGACGAAAUAUGUCAAAUGUAAUGGAAGCAUCUACGUCUUUAAGAGAAUCAAAGGCCUUCAAAGAUUUUCUAAAUAUCAUCCUGCUGGUUGGCAACUUCUUGAAUGGGACCAAUUUCCAAGGUGGCGCAUUUGGUAUUCGAAUUGCUAGUAUCAACAAGCUUAUAGAUACAAAAGCUUCCAACAAUGAUUCAACACUUCUGCACUUUUUGAUCAGCACUAUGGAAAGCAAGUUUGCGACCACAAGUAUGCAGUUAUUGGAAGAUUUACAACUAUGUGGGGAAGCAUGUAGAGUGACGAUUCAAGACUUAGUUAAGGAUUACAAUGAGUUAAGAGUUGGACUACAACAAAUCAUACAUGAAUUAGAUCGACAUUAUGGAGAUGACUACGUGGCACCAGAAGGGGAUAAAUUUGCAAGCAUCAUGUCAGACUUUAGGGAUACAGCAGUAGAGAAGUUUGAUCAGUUGGAAGUUCGGUAUACAUCUAUGGAUGUAGCUUACAAGGAUGUGGUGACGUAUUUUGGAGAAAAUCCUAGUGAUAUGAAGCCAGAUGAAUUCUUCAGUAUCUUCAAAACAUUUACAUCAAGUUGGGAACGAGCAAAAAGUGACUUGGAAGCCAUUCGUAGAAAACAAGAACAAGCAGAAAAAGCAAAGAAAUAUGAGGAACAACGAAAAGAACGACUCAAACAAUCACGAUCAGGGGCACAGGCAAUUGAAGCAAUUUCUGAUAAUCAAGAUGACAAGCAUAUUAUGGAUAAUUUACUGGAACGACUUCGAUCUGGUGAAAUGGCAACAGCGACCAAACAACGUAGUCGACGCAAUACACUUAGAGAAAGACGAAAAACCAAAACGGAAUCAGUGAUGAUCAAGGCAGAAGAUUUAUUGAAACAUAUGCAAAAUGAAAUUGAAAAUAUUCCUCCUGUUCAGCAACAGCAACGAUCUCGUAGUGGAUCUAAAAGACUGGCAAGUUCUCAACGAAUGGAACGAUUGGCAAGCUUAAAAGAAGAAAUGGCAGGUACAUAAUUAUUUUUAUUUAGUUUGUUACUUAUAGUAUACCUCUUCAUUAUUCUGUAUUUAUCUUAAUGUAUUAUCAACCUUCCCCCCCUUGAUUUUUAUUUUAUUUUUUUCCCUUUUGUACAAAUGAUUGAAAAUAAAAAAAAAAGCAUGGACUUUAAUUCUUUUUUUGGGAUUUUUAAGUCAGUUUUGGUGGCAACCAAUCCAAAAAGUCCACCCAAUAAAUGGUUUACAACACCGCUUUCG